AGCGACUGAGCCCCAGUCAUGGCUCACAGGCCGAAAAGGACAUUCCGGCAGCGCCGAGCCGACUCGAGUGACAGUGAUGACACUCAGGAACUGAGUGCGGCAGCCGAUGCGCCGGGAGAGUCGGCUCCGGGCGCUGCGGAGGAAGAGUCGCCGUCCGGACGACCCCACGCGGAGGUGACGCAGCGACCUUUCCGGGGCCGUGCCCGUCGCGGCCGCGGAUACGUCUGGGCGAGCUCCCGGCGCACCGAGGGAGCCGCGCCGCACGCGGAGGUCUGCGCAGGCGCCCCAGAAUCCAGAACAGUUGAUGUUUCAACUGAUGAUGAGGACGGAACUUCUCAUUCUUCAGAAAGAAAGGAUGAUCAGAGUUUCCCUAACAAAACCUCUAGCUCUCAGGAGGAAGAAGAAUUUUCAUUAGUAGAUAUCCCUGAUGCAGCUUUUAUUCAAGCAGCCCGCAGAAAGCGUGAAUUGGCUAGGACCCAAGAAGACUAUAUUUCUUUGGAGGUAAAACAUCCAGUCACCAUUUCUAGCAUGAAGAAAAGCAGUGAUGAAGAUCCUGAGAGUGAGCCCAAUGACCAUGAAAACAGAAUCCCAUUUACCCCAAAGCCGCAAACACUGAGACAAAGAAUGGCUGAAGAAACAACAACCAGAAAUAAAGAAUCAAGUGAAGAAAGUCAGGAUGAUGAAAAUCAAGAUAUGUGGGAGGAGCAGCAAAUGAGGAAAGCAGUUAAAAUCAUAGAGGGACGAGACAUGGAUCUUUCCCGCAGGAGUAAACCUCAAGUGGUGAAGAAGUUUGAUACUUCCAUUUCAUUUCCACCAGCAAAUUUGGAACUUAUAAAGAAGCAGAUAAAUACAAGAUUAACACUAAUACGGGAUACUCAUCGUGCACACCUGAGGGAAUAUGAAAAAUAUGUAGAAGACCUCAAGAGCUCAAAAAAUGCCAUCCAGAAUCUAGAGACUUCAUCAACUCAAGCCCUAAAUUUUAAAUUCUAUAAAAGCAUGAAAACUUAUGUGGAAAAUUUAAUCGACUGUCUUAAUGAAAAGAUUGUCAGAAUCCAAGAAACAGAAUCAUCCAUGCACUCGCUCCUUCUUAAGCAAGCUAUGAUCUUUACAAAACGCAGACAAGAUGAAUUAAAACAUGAAUCAGCAUAUUUACAGCAGUUAUCACGCAAGACUGAGGCAUCAGCAAAUGGAAGCCUUACUAUAGAUGAAAAAACUCAGUGCAUUUUAGAAGAGAUUGAAUCUCGAAGGGAAGGAAGAAGACAAGCAAGGGCAAUUUCUGGGAAUUGUAAUCAUCAGGAAGGUACAUCUAGUGAUGAUGAACUGUCUUCAGCGGACAUGAUGGACUUCAACGAAAGCCAAGGUGAUGUUUUACAGGAUCGUAAGAAAAUUUUUGAAGAUGUGCAUGAUGAUUUUUGUAAUGUCCAGAAUAUUCUAUUGAAAUUUCAGCAAUGGCGAGAAAAGUUUCCUGAUUCUUACAAUGAAGCUUACAUUGGUUUAUACAUUCCAAAGCUCUUAAGUCCCCUAAUACGAGUUCAGCUGAUUGAUUGGAAUCCUCUUAAGUUUGAUUCCAUAGGUUUAAAACAGAUGACCUGGUUCACAUCUGUUGAAGAGUAUAUCGAUAGCAAUAUGGAUUCAAAGCAGGAAAAUAAUUCUGAUAGGAAAAUCUUAUCUACUAUCUUGAACAAGACAGUUGUUCCUCGACUUACAGACUUUGUAGAAUUCAUAUGGGAUCCUUUGUCAACCUCACAGACGGCCAGUUUAAUAAUGCAUUGCAGAAUGAUUCUUGAGGAACAUUCCACUUGUGAAAAUGAAGUUAAUAAAGGCAAACAGGAUUUAAUUAACUCCAUCAUUUCAAGAAUGAAGAAGGCAAUAGAAGAUGAUGUUUUUAUUCCUUUGUAUCCAAAGAGUGCUACAGAAAACAAAAGCUCACCUCAUUCUAAGUUCCAAGACAGACAGUUCUGGUCAAGUCUAAAGCUCUUCCACAAUAUUCUUCUUUGGGCUGGACUCCUCCCAGAUGACACCUUGCUUGAGCUGGGCCUCGGGAAGCUGCUGAACCGUUACCUUCUGAGAGCCCUUUUCAAUGCCACAGUUGACCCAGAUGUUGUUCAAAAGUGUAGCAAGGUAGCAGCAUAUUUACCAGAAAAAUGGUUUGAAAGUUCUGUCAUGAAAACAUCUAUUCCCCAACUAGAAAAUUUCAUCCAGUUUUUACUACAGACUGCACGUAAAUUAUCUGAAAGUGAAUUCAGGGAUGAAGUCAAGGAGAUACUUCUUAUUCUGGUGAAAAUAAAAGCUCUGAAUCAAGCAGAAUCCAUCAUUGAAGAAUGUCAUCUAGACCACCUUAAACCAGUAUUAAAAGAUAUUUGAGUAAACCUUACAGGAAAGUACUAAAUAACUUUUUUAAUAUAGUCACACUGAUCCUAUACUUGAAAAGAAUUCAGUACAAGUAAGAUUUUGUUCCCCCACUUUCUACUUUUUAGUAUCAUAAAAGGCUACUGCUUCUGCAACACUUGAAAGAAUUAACACACAGAAGCAGCAAGAGUUUGAAUGCAUCUAUUUCAUCUGAAUUCUUUUAGCUCCUUUUCUAAUUUAAAAGAGUUGGAGAAGCCAUGCUCAUAGUUGUUUGAUCUUAGGUGAAUCUUCUGCCUUGAACCCUAAAACCAUCUUCCAGUUUCUUUAUUGCAGCUCUCUCAUAUUAUAACAAGUGAAAAUGGAAAUCUUAAUUGGACUGUAUUACAUGGUCGCCUCAUCCCUUAAUAAGUUAUUGUUAGCUUCUUCUUGAGAAAUGUAUUACCAAUGCCGUCUGUUCACUCAGGAUGAGUUGUCAAUGAACCCUCACCAGCUGGAGGUAUUAUCAUUAUUCUUUGACUGAUUGCAAACUUAACAGGGUAAAAAGAAUCUUUGAAAUUACUUUGUCUACUCAAGAGUGAAUUGUUAUUUUUGUCGUCAUUGUAUUUUCUUGAAAAUACGGAUUCAUCUCUUUUAAUAAAUUUUCUAUGUUAAGGAUAUCAAUAUUAUGCAAGACCUGUGUUAUACUUUUGGUUUACUAAGUUAUUUCUUGUUAGGUAAUUUAAUGUCUCUUUAUUAGGUGUUUGUCAUUGGUGAUAGAGAGGAAAUAGGUUUUUAAGAACUCUGGAACAUGUGAUUUAUUUAAUCAAGCAUUUUUAUAAUUAAAGUCCAAAAUAUCAGGAAGUCGAUUAUAUUCUAGGAUUUGGGUACACGGCCUCUGACAUUUAUUUCCCGUUGUUUUAAAUCUGCAUAUAUUUUAACAAUUUGCUGUGCUAUUUCUGCUGCAGUAAAGAUUCAUCAGAUGGAAUGGAAUCUUUUUCAGUUUCCAUUAUGAAGAACAACUAGAAAAUUCAAGCUGUUGAUGAAAAGCAUUUGGCAUUUCCAGACAGUUUUGUGAUGCAGAAGUAACUGCUUUUUUAUUGCUACCUUCUCAGGUGUUUCUCCUCUUGUUUUUUCACACAAA
Molecule: messenger RNA, 3469 nt
Organism: Sorex fumeus (smoky shrew)
Lineage: Eukaryota; Metazoa; Chordata; Mammalia; Eulipotyphla; Soricidae
Gene: GCFC2
Product: GC-rich sequence DNA-binding factor 2
Exons: 17
Coding region: 19-2364 (781 amino acids)
Biological process (GO): mRNA splicing, via spliceosome
Cellular component (GO): nucleus
Molecular function (GO): DNA binding
Source: RefSeq, a predicted model, not a curated record